Molecule: messenger RNA, 1908 nt
Organism: Stylonychia lemnae
Lineage: Eukaryota; Ciliophora; Spirotrichea; Sporadotrichida; Oxytrichidae
Source: the annotation of a GenBank genome assembly
AUGAAUAAUAAACCACCUUUGCCAAAACAGAACAACUCUUUCGUUGUUAGAUAAAAAAAUAUCAAGACUACUCCUUACAAGAUUCAUUAAACUAAGGAGAUGCUUUAUUCAACCUAGCCCACAUUUAAUAGUUAGCGAAGAAGUGUUUAAAUGUACAAUAACUCAGUAUUAACACAGGUUGUGCUAAGAAAGUCAAUUAUAACAACACCUUCUAAUAGAUUUGCAAGUUUAUCACCCCUUAAGAUUGAAGCUUUUUCAACUGAAUCCAAGUCACCAUCAGAAAGAUAAAAACCUGAUAUAAAUUCUCUUAGUGACUUUGAAAAAGAAUAAAAAGAAAAUCAUACUCCUAAAAAUAACAUCAUUACCAAUUUGAGCAAGGCUGCAGUUUCUUCAGGAUUACAAAAUACUGCAAGCAAGAGCUAAAAUACAUCUAAGAAAUUUAUGAGAACUACAUAGUCUGCAUUCAUGCUAACAACUGUAUCAAAUAAAAUAAGAUUGAUGAUAAAAAAUGAGGAGAUAUAAAGAAAGUAAAAGCAGAUGGAUCUGAGGAUUAAAAACAGAUCAGCGCAUUAAUUACAAAUUGAUAAACUUAUGAGGAUGAAAGAUUAAAUGGAGGAAAAAGCGCAUAGAAACAGUGCAAGCAUGAUGAGGCAGUCUGAAAAACCGAGAUAGAUAAGAUUUGGCUCUGUGGCUUUUUUAAUACAGAAACCUAUAAUUUAAGAUAUAGGAAAAGCUAAUUUAAGAACAAGAUCAGCAUAAAAAUAUGAUCACCAAUAUCUUUCAUCUCUAAGCCAAUUACCCCUAGAUGAUAAAAUGCGAACUGAUUUCACUAAGUUAAAUAGAAAAGACAUACCUCAUGACGCACUGAACAAAUUCAAAUGGAAGACUAUUCAGUAUCUCCUUGAAACUAAAAAGCAACAGAUAGAUUUGUUGACGAGAGAUUUAAAGUCUUUAAUGCAAGAAGUUAAGGAUGAAACCAAAUAAAUCAAAUUGAAAGAAGAGAGGAGGAAAAAUCUUUAUAAAAGGUUCAACUGGAAUAACAGCUAGUAAGUUUCAGAGUUGGAAUAAAAACCCAAAGAGGAAGAAGAGGGUGGUCUGAAUCGAGAAGAAUUUGGUAGGUUGCUUACUAAGGUAGGCUUAGGAGCAGAUAAGGUUUUAAUAGACAAAAUAUUCUGGAUAUUUGAUGAAGAUGGAAGUGGAGACAUUGAUCACAGAGAACUAGGAGUUGGCUUGGAACUGUUAAAAAAUAACACUUUCGAGGAAAAAUUAGAUAAAUUCUUCGAUCUGUGCGAUGAGGAUAAUUCUGGAACCAUUGAUAAAAAGGAGUUCUACACGCUAUUGAGAUUAAAUGUUACUGAUUAUGAAGAUAGAAAUAGGUUGAAGACUUAUGUUAAUGAAAUAUUUCAGCAAUUUAAGAAAGAAGAUAAAGAUAAAAUAGAAGGACAUAGCAAAGAAGAAGUUAAAGAAGAACUUACAAGAGAGGAAAUGAAAGAAGCCUGUUCCACAAAUCAAAAGAUUAAGAAUCUUAUAGAGAAAAAUGUAAAGAUUCUAAAAGAUAUUGACAACUGGAUUGAGUCAGACUUUGCUAGACCAUUUACUACAAAAAUUUCAUUUUGCGCUGGAUUAAGCAUAAACUCUAGAAAUAAUGCAGUUUAUUAUCCCUCACUUGAUAAAUUCCUAUCAGCCUUUGAAAAGAAAGAGAGGAUUUACAAGGAUGUGCAAAAAAUUAUAAAGAAUUUCGAAAAGAAAGAUAAUCAUCAUCUUUAAGGUCGAAAUAUUUCUGGCCUUGUUACUGAAAAUUCAGAAAAUACUCAUAAUAAUGGGGGUCUUGAUUCGAGCCCUGUAAAGGAUUUGUAAUUUAUGCGAUAGAUGAGGAAUGGAAUGAAUUCAGUCUAGUUCUAAUUGUGA